AUGGUAAAGCAAGUUGUUAAGGUGGUGGGAGGCAGUAGAUAUUGGCCACAAUAUUGUGUUUCACAACUUGCCAAACUAGAAGAGAAUAACAAAAAAUUAUUUUCUGCAAACGGUUCGGUACGGACGAAGAAAUUUCUAACAAAAGGGUCGGAAUUCGUCAAUAGGAAAUGAGAGAAAAACCAAGCAAUGCCAAGAGCUCCGUCAAUCCGCUGUUCAUCGAUAGACGAAGCUCUCUCUUUAUCAUCUCGCGCCAGAUGCAACAAAGGAUGAGUCCUUUUUCCUUCUAGUAAACGA
This is a messenger RNA of Cynara cardunculus var. scolymus (artichoke), 294 nucleotides long. RefSeq lists its product as uncharacterized. The transcript is spliced from 2 exons. The record is from RefSeq and is a predicted model, not a curated record. Lineage: Eukaryota; Viridiplantae; Streptophyta; Magnoliopsida; Asterales; Asteraceae.